AUGCAGCGGUCUACGCAAUUCCUUAGGCGCCAAUUGGCGCAAGUCUAUAUCCAGCACCCAUCUACAGCCCGGCGCAGUGUCGUCAAUGGCUCUGCGCCGCUGCGUCGCCUGUCUACAACCCGGCCGCUGCGUAUCAUGGAGACGACCGGCUUCACAGAAAACCAGCUCAUGGUUCGCGAAGCCGUCUCGCAGAUAUGCGCCGAGUUUCCCAACACGUACUGGCAAGAAAAGGACCAGGCCGAGCAAGACCCCCACGAGUUCCACGCAGCCCUGGCCAAGGCCGGAUGGCUGGGCAUCGCGCUGCCAGAGUCGCUCGGCGGCGCAGGCCUGGGCAUCUCCGAGGCCACCAUGAUGAUGCAGACGAUUGCCGAGUCCGGGGCGGGCAUGGCGGGCGCGCAGGCCAUCCACGCCAACGUCUACGCCACGCAGCCGCUCGCCAAGUUUGGCUCCCGCGCGCAGCUCGAGGAGACGAUUCCCAACAUCAUCUCGGGCAAGUGGCGCGUCUGUUUUGGUGUGACGGAGCCCAACGCGGGGCUGGACACGCUGCGGCUGUCGACGAGGGCCACGAGGACCGACGACGGCGACGGCGGGUAUUACUACAGCAUCACGGGGCAAAAGAUUUGGAUUACGUGCGCGCAGGUGGCGUCGCGCAUGAUUCUGCUCGCGCGCACCACGCCGCGCGACGAGGCCAGGAAGCCGAGCGAGGCGCUGUCGCUGUUUUGCAUUCCCCUCGACAGCCAGGCGGCCGACAACGGCCUCUCGCUGCGCAAGAUUCGCAAGAUGGGCGGGCGCGCCGUCGACGCCAACGAAGUCUUUUUUGAAGACUACAAGGUCCCCGCGUCGAGUCUGAUCGGUCAAGAGGGCAAGGGCUUUCAGAUGAUCCUGCACGGCAUGAACGCCGAGCGCUGCCUGCUCGCCGGGGAGGCUCUCGGGCUGGGCUACGCCGCCGUGGCAAAAGCGGCCGAGUAUGCGUCGGAGCGCGUCGUCUUUGAGCGCCCGAUUGGCAUGAACCAGGGCGUCGCGCACCCGCUGGCCGACGCGUACAUGAAGCUCGAGGCGGCCAAGCUGGCAACGUACCACGCGGCGCGCUUAUACGACGAGGCUAGCAGCAGCAGCAACAGUAGCAGCAAUGCGGACGGGUUCAUCAAGCAGGAUGCCGUCGGCGUGGCGGCUAACAGCGCAAAGUACUUGGCGGCUGAGGCUGCCUUUACGGCCUGCGAGAGGGCGAUUCUGGCACACGGCGGCAUGGGCUACGCACAAGAGUACCAUGUUGAGCGCUGGUUCCGCGAGUGUCUGGUGCCUCGCAUUGCCCCGGUAAGCCGCGAGAUGAUUCUCAACUACAUUAGCGAAAAGGUACUGCGCCUGCCUCGAAGCUAUUAG
Beauveria bassiana ARSEF 2860 is the source of this 1380-nucleotide messenger RNA. Its product is annotated as acyl-CoA dehydrogenase. The record is from RefSeq and is a predicted model, not a curated record. Gene Ontology annotation, molecular function: flavin adenine dinucleotide binding; acyl-CoA dehydrogenase activity. The coding region runs from base 1 to 1380 and encodes 459 amino acids. The transcript has a single exon. Lineage: Eukaryota; Fungi; Ascomycota; Sordariomycetes; Hypocreales; Cordycipitaceae.